AUGCCUAGACCCGUCGUUAUCUCUGGUCCUUCCGGUACCGGUAAGUCCACUCUUUUGAAGAAGUUGUUGGCUGAGUUCCCAGACAAGUUUGGCUUUUCUGUUUCCAACACUACUAGAACACCAAGAGCUGGUGAAAAAAAUGGUGUGGAUUACCAUUUCACCACGGUUGACGAUUUCAAGAAGAUGAUCGACGAGAAGAAGUUCAUCGAGUGGGCCCAGUUCUCUGGCAACUACUACGGUACUUCCAUCAAGGCCGUGGACGACGUGGCUCAACAGAACAAGAUCUGUAUUUUAGACAUUGAUAUGCAAGGCGUCAAGGCUGUCAAGCAGCUGUCUCUUGAUGCUCGUUACUUGUUCUUGAGUCCGCCUUCUAUAGACAUUUUGAAGGAGAGAUUGACUGGCAGAGGUACUGAGACUGACGAUUCUAUUGCUAAGAGAAUCGAAGCUGCUGCUGCCGAGAUGGAGUACGCUGAAACCGGUGCUCACGACAAGGUUGUGGUGAACGACGACUUGGAGAAGGCGUACGGUGAGUUUAAGGACUUUAUCGUUGCCGAGUAG
Molecule: messenger RNA, 558 nt
Organism: Candidozyma haemuli
Lineage: Eukaryota; Fungi; Ascomycota; Pichiomycetes; Serinales; Metschnikowiaceae
Gene: GUK1
Product: guanylate kinase
Exons: 1
Coding region: 1-558 (185 amino acids)
Biological process (GO): purine nucleotide metabolic process
Cellular component (GO): cytosol
Molecular function (GO): GMP kinase activity
Source: RefSeq, a predicted model, not a curated record